Leucoraja erinaceus (little skate) is the source of this 511-nucleotide messenger RNA. RefSeq names its product ribosomal protein, large P2, like (gene rplp2b). Lineage: Eukaryota; Metazoa; Chordata; Chondrichthyes; Rajiformes; Rajidae. The record is from RefSeq and is a predicted model, not a curated record. Gene Ontology annotation, molecular function: structural constituent of ribosome. Bases 1 to 471 code for a protein of 156 amino acids. Gene Ontology annotation, biological process: cytoplasmic translational elongation. Gene Ontology annotation, cellular component: cytosolic large ribosomal subunit; ribosome. The transcript is spliced from 5 exons.
AUGCUCUUUAUGUGCGCGGGUGAGGCGGCGGGUCUUUCUUUCCGGCGGUUGGAGCGGAGCGAGCGUGUGUGUGGCGACAGAGCGCGGACCCGGCCUCUCCUCCUUUUACUCUCCAGCGGCUCCGAGAUGCGUUACGUCGCAGCUUACCUCCUCGCUGUGUUGGGCGGCAAUGAAGCCCCAGCUUCAAAGGACAUUAAGAAGAUUCUUGACAGUGUUGGGAUUGAAGCUGAUGAUGAGCGACUGAAUAAGGUGAUCAGUGAGCUGAAAGGCAAGAAUGUGGGCGAUGUCAUUGCUGCUGGUAAUGCCAAGCUUGCAAGUGUCCCGUCUGGAGGUGCGGUUGCUGUCAGUGCUGCAGGUGCUGCUGCCCCGGCUGCGGGUGCUGCUGCUGCUGCAACGGAAGACAAGAAAGAGGAAAAGAAGGACGAGUCUGAAGAAUCAGAUGAUGACAUGGGCUUUGGUCUCUUUGAUUAAAUAGAAAACUAUCUGAAAAUAAACUGUUUUAAUGAACGAU